Messenger RNA from Chara braunii, 2820 nucleotides. Lineage: Eukaryota; Viridiplantae; Streptophyta; Charophyceae; Charales; Characeae. The record is from the annotation of a GenBank genome assembly.
AUGCUGUCCACUUGGUUCCACCGCUGGACCAACCGCUCCACGUGCAACAAUCUACCGCAUGCACGGUUUCAUCACCAUCGGCAACCGAUUCGGCAGAUUCGCCGCCAUCUAUCGUCGGGGAUUCAUCGUCGUGGUCAAGACUUGAGGUGCUCGACCCACUGACGUUCAUGGACUUCCAGUGGAUGCCCGUUCCCCCGACCGGACGAUUGUCGAAACCGCAUUGCAAUGUGCUCAUGGCACAACUGCGAGAUUACUUGCACACUGCAGUACCGACUCCGUUGAUGGACGCCGGAGUAAAGGUUGUUGACCUUCACGUCUACAUUGCGAAGAUCGACCGCGAGUUCAAGACGCAACGGUACGUCGACAUCGACGCACCAUUGCUAUAUGUACGCAUUCAGAUCGAAGAAGCAACCUGCAGCGCUUUGAUCGAUUGCGGAGCAUCUCGCAACUACAUCAGCCAGGACUUCAUGGUGCGCGCCGGCCUUGGCCCACGCGUCCGGAGGAAGCCCCAGCCUACGCAAGUCACAUUGGCGGACGGUCACACACACAAGUCAAUCGACCGGUGCAUUGACAGCGUCCCAAUGUACUUUGCCCCUCACGCAAGUGAGGCGGUGUCCUUUGACAUUMUGGACACCAAAUUCGACAUGAUCUUGGGCAUGUCAUGGCUGCGAAGCAAGGAUCACCYGGUGAACUUCUUCAACCGCACCGUUCCCGUUCGUGACCGGAACGGAGUAUUAGUUCCAUGCACGGUGCCUCUUCCUCAUCCUUCGAUCAACUACCACGUGGUAUCCGCCGCAAGCAUGCGAGCUUCUAUCAUCAGAGACGACAUCGAGGAGAUGGGGGUAUGUUUUCUCCACGCCCUCCCGCCCCAUGACGCUUCAUCGACGGACUCACCUUCGGAUCCACGCAUCACCGAGCUUCUCGACGCCAACAGCGACGUGUUCGAAGGCCCGCACGGAGUAGUACCGGAUCGGCCCAUCCGCCACGAGAUCAUCCUCGAGGACGGGGCCGUACCUCCGCGUGGUUGCAUCUACCGAAUGAGCGAGGAAGAGUUAAGUGUGCUUCGGGCACAACUCAACGACCUUCUGGAGAAAGGCUGGAUUCGGCCUAGCUCAUCGCCAUACGGUGCUCCUGUUCUCUUCGUCCGGAAGAAGAACCAGGAUUUGCGGGUGUGCAUCGAUUAUUGCAAGCUCAACACGCAGACGAUCAAAAACGUCGGCCCUCUCCCACGCAUCGACGAUCUUCUCGAGCGACUGGGCGGCGCCAAGUUCUUCUCCAAGCUCGAUCUCAAGUCAGGAUAUCACCAACUCGAGAUUCGCAAGGAGGAUCGCUACAUGACCGCGUUUAAAACGCGAUAUGGGCAUUUCGAAUGGCUGGUYAUGCCAUUUGGCCUUACGAAUGCCCCGGCCACUUUCCAACCGGCUAUGACAACGGAGUUCCGACACAUGCUGGAUCGAUACGUACUUAUCUACCUCGACGACAUCCUGGUGUACAACCGGAGUUUGGAGGAGCAUGUGGAACAUCUGCGCACCGUUUUGGAGCGGCUACGACAAGCCAAGUACAAAGCCAACCGCGACAAGUGCGAAUUCGCGCGGCAGGAGCUGGGAUACUUGGGCCAUUAUGUGACGCCGCAAGGCAUCCGCCCGCUCGCGGACAAGAUCGAGGCCCUACGAGUAUGGCCCGAGCCCACCAACACCGCGGACGUUCGUUCAUUCAUGGGAUUGGGGGACUACUAUCAGCGAUUCAUCACCGGAUACUCCGGGAUUGUUGCACCUAUGAUGAGGUUACAGUCGCCAAAGGUGCCAUUCGUAUUCGAUGACUACGCACGCCGGUCAUUCCAAGCACUUAAGGCGGCUAUGCUCAUGGCACCCGUCCUUAGCAUCUAUGACCCCACCUUGCCGACGAGAGUGACUACGGACGCUUCCGGCUAUGGCAUUGGGGCAGUCUUGGAACAGCACGACGGCGACGACUGGCACCCUGUGGAGUAUUUCAGCCACAAAGUGCUUCCCAUCAACUCGCUUGAUGAGGCAAGGAAGAACGAGCUACUCGUGUUCGUCAUGGCUCUCAAGCGAUGGCGGCACUUCCUCCUUGGGCGUCGUAGGUUCACAUGGGUCACGGACAACAAUCCAUUGACCUACUACAAGACGCAGGAUACGGUGAGCAGCACGAUCGGACGAUGGAUGUACUUCAUCGACCAGUUUGACUUCACACCGAAACAUCUACCCGGCCUCUCAAAUCGCGCAGCAAAUGCACUAUCGCGAAGACCAGAUCUUUGCGCUAUGACACAUCAUGCCUUCGCAUUCGACGAGGAGCUUCAGCGACACUUCAUCCAGGCAUAUGAGUCUGAUCCGGACUUCGCCACGCUGUACGCACAGCUAUCUUCGGAUCACCCGCCGGCCAGCCACUAUCGCAUGCCGACAGAUACUUGCUCCUCCACUCGAGAGGCAAGGGCUUAUUGUGUGUCCCACGCGACCGUCAUCUUCGGACUCGCCUCCUCGGCGAGUAUCAUGAUUCACGACUCGCCACCCAUUUCGGAGUCAACCGCACUAUUGCACGGCUUCGACAGCGAUUCCGAUGGCCCGACCUCAUUACUGAUGUCACUCGGUAUUGCGACUCGUGCGAAGUUUGCCGACGCAGCAAACCCCGCAACCGCAAUCCCUAUGGCGAGUUACACCCGAUGCCUAUCCCACGGGAACCCGGUCUCUUCAUUGCCAUGGACGUCACCGGUCCGUUUCCUCGCGACCAGCUCGGGCACGACGACAUCCUCACGGUUGUGGACCGAUUGAGAUUCCGGCACAACAAUGAAACCAAGUUCGGCUC